AAACUAUAGGUUUGUUUUCCGUUUCUGUGGUUGUUUUGAUGUUUCUUUGGAGAAUAUUUAUUUUGAAAUUGAAGUUUUAAAUCCCGUAGAAUCCGUUGAAUACCUUCCAUAUUAAAAAGGCACAUUGAUACAAUGAUAUUUUCAAUUACAAAAUGUAGCACCGGGGAGGUCAUUUACUUAGAAAAGAAAAAGGAAUAUGUUGUUGGAAGGAAAAAUUGUGACAUAUUAUUACAAAAUGACCAAUCUAUUAGUAGGCAACAUGCCAUAUUACAAGUUAAGGAUGAUAAAGUAACUGUUAAAGAUUGCAAUUCUAAAUAUCAUACACUUCUUAAUGGCAAUCAGAUGAAGCCUGAAACUGAAGUUGAAAUAAAAAAUAUGGACACAAUUCAGUUUGGAAUUUAUGAAAACAAAUUUCGAUUUGAGUGUUACAAAAUGUUAGUGGCCGCUAGCUCCUUAAACACAGAGAGCAAAGUAGCUCUGAAAAGCGCUCUACAAAAAUGUGCUGCAAAAUAUACAGAUAAUUGGUCAGAACAUUGUACCCACUUAACGGUUGAUAAACUUACAUUAACGCCUAAAGUACUUCAUGCCCUCAUAGAUGGAAAACCCAUUGUUACUUUAAAAUAUUGGUUUGAUUAUGCCAGUAGUUUGGAACAAAAAACACCAUUGCCUGAUAUAGAAAACUAUAAAGAUCCCCCGAUGGGUGAACAGUUACUAAGUUCGGAUUUUUCUUUUAAAUAUGACCCACGGAGAAAUACAUUAUUUGAAAAUAAAGCGUUUAUAUUUCUUAGUCUUAGUAUUAAGAAUCAAAUGCAGGAAGUUAUUAGGAAAUGUGGAGGUACUUGCAUUGCCUGGGAAACUGAACCAAAAACUAUUUUUGAAAUGAACACUAGUGACAUUGAGUAUUUAGUUGUUAGAGUAGAUAUUGCCGAUGAAGAAAAUGAAUCAUUUAGAAAUUUAAUAAAAGAGUAUGUCAAAGAUAAAAGAGCCAUUCCACUAGCAGAAAUACCAUUGGCAAUAGUGUAUUGUUCUUGUGAGGUUAAUUGCAACCCUUCUUUCAAUAAAGCAUCCCAGGUAUUUCAUCGUCAAACUCAAAGGUAUCCAAAAAAAGAUGUACUAGUUCCAGAGACAGAAACUAUGAAUUUGUUAGGACCAAAUACAGAGAAGGUUAUACCUCCAAGUCUUGGGGAAAACUUAAUGGAUGUGGAACUAGUUACAAUGAAAUCACAAGAUGAUGUAGGAAAAAGUAGUAAACGUGGAAAUAUCGAAGAGUCAUUUCAAGAAAGAGAAGCUAAAAAGAUAAAGUUGGACCAGAGUAAAAAAAAACAAAAGGACUUUAAACAGCCUACAAUUGAUUCGUUUAUUGGACGAAAAUCAUCUUCAACUUCAAUGGAUAGCAAUGAUUCUAGCGUAAAAGAAGAUUUGAAAAAACCAGAAACUGGAACUCAGAAACGUAAAGCGUUAGACGAACCUGAUACAGCGCCUUGCCUAAAACCUAACCCGUUCAGUUUAAUAAAAUCCUCGGCUAAAAGAUAUAAAUCUGAAGAAGAGCACAACCCGUUUCAAUCCGGCCGUUCAAAAGCUGACAUUUCAAAAACAUCAGAUAAUCCGUUCACUCACAUUAAGUUAAAUAGUACCAGAAAUACGAGCUCUUUUAAGGAUAAUCAUGAAAAAGAAAAUGUGUUCCAGAAAGUACCGUUUAAAAACGAACCUGGACCACUGGCUUCGAAAACAAGUGACAUUUCAGACCAUUCUACAAGCAAACGUACAGUUAGCCUUUGCAAUUCUAGUUGGUUAUCAAAGAAUUCUAUAAAAACGGAAGUAGUGGUUAAAAUAGAAGAUCCAGAAAUAGAGAAGUAUAUUGAGGCAUUCAAAAACUGUGUCAAGAUUGAGACUCUGCCUGUUUUCGAGAGGACUAUCGAGUUGUCAGUGACGAUUCAAAACGAUGGAGUCAAAAAUUUUAAGAAGUUUAAAAAGUGUCAACCUCUAAGGCCCCAAGUAACCAUUUACAGUAGAAAUCAACUAAGAAGAAUCAGCAUUGGAGAUGUCACUGGCCUUGACGUAAAUCAAGAAGAAAACUCCGAUGGGGAACAACCGCAAGGAACAAAGGACUCUUUGAAAUCUAGUGCGCCAAGUAAAGCGAAGCCACGAGGAAAGAGAUUCAUGUUACUAUAAGUUAAGUUACAACCCAUAUUUUAUUUUGUUUUGUUUAUUAUUCAUAUUCUGUAUAUGUCAUGUAUGAAUAUAUAGAUUUUUAUUUAAA
Molecule: messenger RNA, 2260 nt
Organism: Anthonomus grandis grandis
Lineage: Eukaryota; Metazoa; Arthropoda; Insecta; Coleoptera; Curculionidae
Product: nibrin
Exons: 9
Coding region: 133-2172 (679 amino acids)
Biological process (GO): mitotic G2 DNA damage checkpoint signaling; double-strand break repair via homologous recombination
Cellular component (GO): Mre11 complex
Molecular function (GO): protein binding; damaged DNA binding
Source: RefSeq, a predicted model, not a curated record